This is a messenger RNA of Diceros bicornis minor, 2227 nucleotides long. It is a transcript of the gene UBQLNL, whose product is annotated as ubiquilin like. Gene Ontology annotation, molecular function: polyubiquitin modification-dependent protein binding. The record is from RefSeq and is a predicted model, not a curated record. Gene Ontology annotation, biological process: ubiquitin-dependent protein catabolic process. Gene Ontology annotation, cellular component: cytosol. Lineage: Eukaryota; Metazoa; Chordata; Mammalia; Perissodactyla; Rhinocerotidae.
CUGGGGUAGGGGUACAACAUCGCAAAAUACCUGGCCCUAACCUGGUCACUCAUCUCUUUUUGGGCAACAAGGAAACUAGCCUGCUGCCUGAGAACACAACACCUGAGACGGAGGCCAGCAGAAACAUUUGCCUGCCCUCACUCCUUCUGCCCCUGCUUCCACCUGCUCCUCAUCUGCCCACCCACUAAGAUCCAUGCUGCAUAUCAUCUCUCGAACACCCAGCAUGGUUGAGACUGGGCAUCCUUCAGGUUUGCCUGCAGACAAAAACAUCUCUUCAAGUGUCACUCGAGUGAUAGUGAAGACAUCAGGCAGGCAGGAAGACUUUAUGAUAGCUGAUGACAACUUGGUGAGGCUGUUCAAAGAGAAGCUAUCUGCUCACUUUAAAUGCCAAGUGGAUCAACCAGUGCCGGUCUUCAUGGGCCGCCUUCUCAAAGACCAUGACACACUGAGCCAGAGGGGCAUCAUGGAUGGCCACACCAUCCACUUGGUCAUCAAGUCCAAACAUGGCUCCAGAUCCCUAGCCCAUUCCUUCCAGAACCUGCUGACCAAUGUGCCCUGUCACUGGGAUAGAAACACCAAAGGAAACAGCAGUGGGGUAUACCAACCUGCUGGUGUGAGUCACACCCCAAUGGAAUCAGCUUUUUUUGUGGAGCCUGAUGCACCCAAGGUGCAUACCCAGGACCUGGAAGUGGGUAGUCCAGAGCUCAUAGCACAGAUGCUGGAGAAUCCUAGCAUCCAGCGGCUUCUGUCCAACACGGACCUCAGGAGACAGUUCAUUUCAGAACACCCAGAUGUGCAACAAUUGACGCAGCAGAACUCAGAGGUCUCACACAUCCUUGACAAUUCUGAGAUCCUAUGCCAGACUCUGGAGCUGGCGAGGAACCUUGCUAUGAUUCAAGAAAUAAUGCAGAUCCAGCAACCUGCACAGAAUCUUGAGCAUCCACUGAACUCACAGUCAUACUUGCGUUUAAAGACAAUACCAGGUGGAGACAAUGCCCAGUCAUUGCCAACGGGUCAGAGCUAUGCUGAUUUCCAUGACCAAAUGCUCAACAGCUCAGCGGAUCCCUUUGGGGAACCUUUCUCAGCUCUUCUGGAAGGACAAAUACCUGAACAAAUCGAGUCCUUAUCCCCAUCUCCACCACCACCCCAGGAACAGCAGGACCAGCUCCCACAGCUCCCUACAACCCGAGUCAUCUAUGCUAGUUCUUGUGGUUUAUCCUCAAUCACUUCAACCAAUGCUACUUCCAAGAAGGUAAACCAUACUUCCAGGGCCAAUACUGCCACCAAGGCCCAGAAUCAUACCUGUGCCAUUCAGCAGCCAGCUGGGGUACCAGCCUUACCUAGCAUAGGCCUCACCCAGCAGCCCCAGGCAGAAGACAAAAAUGCCACUAUCUCUCUAGACAGCUGGCAGGAGAUUAAAGAUGAUCUCCAGCUGUCAGAUGAGCAGACAAGUUCCCAGAACACAGGAAGUAUACUGCAGUUGCUUUUGAACAACCCUUACCUGGCAGCCCAUGUGAUGUUGUUCAUGAGUAUGCCCCUGCUGAGUGAACAGUUGAGGCAGCAGCUGCCCACAUUUCUGCAGCAGAACCAGCUUUCCAACAUGCUUGGAACCCUAGCAAACCCUAAAGUAUCACAAGCAAUAUUGCAGAUUGAGCAGGGUCUGCAGCUGUUGGCCACAGAGGCUCCUGUUCUUCUACGCUGGGUUGUACCAUACCUAUGGGGCCUGGGUUGGCUUCCUGCACCCAGCUGCAGUUACCCCGACACUGCCCUAGACCUGGGAUGUGCCAGGUAUGGCUGACCCCAAAGGGCCUGAGUGCUGCCACAAAUCUGGAGCAGUGCUGCAGAGGCUACAAUCCCUAGCUGGAGACACUUCCCACCUUCUACAAGUCCCCAAGAUUUGUUUCAGCAAGCAAAUCGAGUCUCUUGAGGCCGUGGGAAUUGGGAACUACCAUGCCAACUUGCAGGCACUCGUUGCCACUGAGAGGGACACCAGUGCUGCUAUCUACAACCUCAAGAGAUCCCAUGGAUUCUAACCAGCAUGCCUACCUAUUUGCUUGUUACCUGCCUUCUGAUCCAUUUGACCACCUCAUCUGCCUUUUCCACCUCUUCUGAUGUUUCCAUCCAGGAGAAGUCCUGCAAUAGGAGAAACCAAACAAUGCAUUCUUCACUGAAUAAUAGGCCAUUGGCCAUGGCUGGAAGAUCUGUCAAUAAAAUGGCUGCACCCACU